This is a messenger RNA of Drosophila grimshawi, 783 nucleotides long. RefSeq names its product 28S ribosomal protein S7, mitochondrial (gene mRpS7). Bases 45 to 695 code for a protein of 216 amino acids. Gene Ontology annotation, molecular function: mRNA binding; rRNA binding; structural constituent of ribosome. Lineage: Eukaryota; Metazoa; Arthropoda; Insecta; Diptera; Drosophilidae. Gene Ontology annotation, biological process: ribosomal small subunit assembly; translation. The record is from RefSeq and is a predicted model, not a curated record. The transcript has 2 exons. Gene Ontology annotation, cellular component: ribosome.
AAUCUGAAGUACAUCUCUAUGAAUCAUUACAUAAGUAAAUAACAAUGUGGAGCACGAGUAUUUAUACUCAGAGCAUUUUAAGGUUGCCAAAAUGUGCCCGUUUAAUGUCAAUGUACCCAUCACAUUUCGCUGAGCCGGUCAUACAAAAGGACAGCCAAGCGGCAAGCAGAAAUGAACUAGCUCACAUACCGAUUAAGGCGGCCACAAACGAUUCUUCCGAUUCGAUAUUCUUCGGUGUGCUUCAGAAUAAACUUGUGAAGUAUAUUACUAAAAAGGGUAAUCGAAGUUUGGCCAAUGAGCUUCUAACCGAAACAUUCGAAAUAAUCAAACGCACGCAGAUCGAGCGAUAUAAUCUCUCCAAGUCGGACAGGGAGAAAAUUAUCAUUGAUGCGGAAAAACUGCUAAUAAAUGCAAUUGAAAAUUCACGGCCAUUACUCCAAUUAUCCGCCAUCAAAAGAGGCGGAGUUAAGUAUCAAGUUCCCAUCCCGUUGACCGAAAAGAAAUCCUAUUUUCUGGCCAUGAAAUGGCUUUUGGAUGCAGCACGCGAAAAGGAUCGCAAAGUGAAACUGCCCGAGAAACUGGCUUGGGAAAUUUUGGACGCUGCCUGUGGACAGGGACGAGUCAUUAAAAAGAAGGACGAUUUGCACAGACAAUGCGAGAGCAAUCGCGCCUACGCCCAUUACAGAUGGAGCUAAUAUCAUUAUUAUAAUAUAAAAUUUAUUUGUAAUUUAAAUGAACACUAAGGAUUGCAGAUGUGCAGAUAAAUAUAAAAUACGAUCAACA